GCCUCUUGCUGCGUGACCGCUGAUUGGUUACGGAGGACGGAAGCUCUGUUGGGGUUUCUUUAGAAGUUUUCCCCUCCUGGGCGGCGGCGGAGCUGGUAACCAAGGUAGAAAACGCUCUGGCAGAAGCUUUCGUGACUCCUAGGGAUGGCGGCAGCUGCAGCAGGACCUGCAUCGUCCCAGCGGUUUUUCCAGAGCUUCUCAGAUGCUCUGAUCGACGGAGACCCCCAGGCGGCGUUAGAGGAGCUGACUAAGGCUUUGGAACAGAAUCCAGAUGACGCACAGUGUUACUGUCAGAGAGCUUAUUGUCACAUUCUUCUUGGGAAAUACUGUGAUGGUAUUGCUGAUGUAAAGAAGUCUCUUGAACUCAAUCCAAAUAAUUCUACUGCUAUUCUGAGGAAAGGGAUAUGUGAAUACCAUGAAAAAGACUACGCUUCUGCUUUAGAAACAUUUGCAGAAGGACAGAAAUUAGAUAGUACAGAUACAAAUUUUGACAUCUGGAUUAAAAGAUGCCAAGAGAUUCAGAAUGGAUCAGAACCUGAAGUGUCUGCAUCUCAGAGGACCCAGUCCAAAAUCAAGUAUGACUGGUAUCAAACAGAAUCUCAAGUAAUCAUUACACUUAUGAUCAAGAAUGUUCAGAAGAAUGAUGUACAUGUGGAAUUUUCAGAAAAAGAGUUGUCUGCUUUGGUGAAAAUUCCUUCUGGAGAAGACUAUAGUUUGAAACUGAGGUUGCUUCACCCUAUAAUACCAGAACAGAGUACAUUUAAAGUACUUUCAACAAAGAUUGAAAUUAAAAUGAAAAAGCCAGAGGCGGUGAGAUGGGAGAAGCUAGAGGGACAAGGAGAUGAGCCCACACCAAAACAGUUCACAGCAGAUGUAAAGAACAUGUAUCCAUCCUCAUCUCAUUAUACCAGGAACUGGGAUAAAUUGGUUGGUGAAAUCAAAGAAGAAGAAAAGAACGAGAAGCUGGAGGGUGACGCAGCUUUAAACAAGUUAUUUCAGCAGAUCUAUUCAGAUGGUUCUGAUGAAGUGAAACGUGCCAUGAACAAGUCAUUUAUGGAGUCUGGUGGUACAGUCUUGAGUACCAACUGGUCUGAUGUAGGUAAAAGGAAAGUUGAAAUCAACCCUCCUGAUGACAUGGAAUGGAAACAGUACUAAAUAAAUCAAUUUGCUAUCACUGUAUUGCAUUUGUUCACGAGUGCCCAUUGUGUGCUUUGUCACAUUCUUGAGUUUUAAACAGUAUCUUUUGAAAGAUUAAACCUUUUUGCAUCUCUGUGCUUUAGAAAUGA
Molecule: messenger RNA, 1286 nt
Organism: Grammomys surdaster
Lineage: Eukaryota; Metazoa; Chordata; Mammalia; Rodentia; Muridae
Gene: Sugt1
Product: SGT1 homolog, MIS12 kinetochore complex assembly cochaperone
Exons: 13
Coding region: 145-1155 (336 amino acids)
Biological process (GO): protein stabilization
Molecular function (GO): protein-folding chaperone binding
Source: RefSeq, a predicted model, not a curated record